This is a messenger RNA of Pezoporus flaviventris, 1947 nucleotides long. Its product is annotated as interleukin-1 receptor type 1-like. Gene Ontology annotation, molecular function: interleukin-1 receptor activity. Bases 176 to 1921 code for a protein of 581 amino acids. The transcript has 11 exons. Lineage: Eukaryota; Metazoa; Chordata; Aves; Psittaciformes; Psittacidae. The record is from RefSeq and is a predicted model, not a curated record. Gene Ontology annotation, biological process: regulation of inflammatory response; signal transduction.
CUUAUAUUGAUAAAAAUAUUUCCUUUCAGGGUGAAGCUUUAUGAACAUGGCCUCAGAUACAUGAUACAUGGAGCUUUUUCCUCUCUGGAAAAUACGGGCAAAGAUAACACCAACUGAGUUCUGUCCUGAGUGAUAAAGUUCUGCAAGUUGAUUGCAGGCUCAAAAUGUGGACAAAAUGGCUGGGAAAAGGGAGAAAUGUACUCGUUUACCAUGGCAGAAUAUGGGAAACAUGAGAGCAAAAACAUUGGGUUUGUGUAAUAUCAGAACUGCCUUUCUGUUUCUAAUUAUUGCAGAGAAAUGUGAAGCCUAUGAUGUGAUGUUGAGGCAAAGUCUUGUGCUUAAUGGGCAGCCUCUUGCUAUUAAAUGUUCGCUCGAAAAGAGCUUGAGAAGUGAAGACUACAACUUAACAUGGUAUAAAGUUGGUAACCAGACAGCUGUACCCAGAGACAAACUUUCUAGAAUUCAUCAGCAGAAGAAUUUAAUUUGGUUUCUUCCUGCAAUGUUAGAAGAUUCUGGAGAUUAUGAAUGUGUCAUAAGGAACUUGACAAGCAGCUGGAGAAUGUGUACAAAAGUGACAGUUUUUGAGAGGACUGAUGGUUUAUGCUUAAAUGAAAAAUUUGCUGUAGGGGAAUUGAUAUUUACAUUAUCGUCUGCGAAGGUUGUGUGUCCACAUUUGGAUCGUUUCAGGAAUGAGAAGAAUUUUCAACCCGUUCGUUGGUACAAGGACUGCCAGCUGCUGGAAGGGGAAAGGUUUGCCUUCUCAAACAGCGAUCUUAUCAUUUUCAAUGUGACUGUACAGGAUCAAGGAAACUAUACAUGCGAAACAACAUAUACCUACAAUGGGAAACAGUAUAACAUUUCACGAGAUGUCAAUCUGACUGUAGAAGUGAGCCCACCAAAAAAGCCCCCUGAAAUAUCUUACCCAAGAAACAACUCCAUUGAAGUGGAACUUGGCUCACAGGUUACAGUGGAUUGCAAUACAACAGGUGCUGAUGGGUAUGAGGUGUUUUGGACAAGCAAUGGUGUGUAUAUUGAUGUAUUUUUUAUGAACAGAAUUUUUGCAAGUCCCUAUGAGGAGGAAACUUCUCAUGAUGGACGCCCUGUGCAUUCUGUGACGCUAGUAAUUUUGGAAGUGAAUAGUGAAGAUUAUGAAACACCGUUUGUCUGCCAAGGUUCAAAUGCCUUUGGGCAGGUUGCAUCCUAUAUUAUAUUAAAACGCAGAGCUCCUGACAUACAGAGGUGGCUGACUGGAGGCCUUCUCUCUCUGUUAAUUUUAACAUUUACCGCUUUCAUAAUCUACAAGAUCUUCAAGAUUGACUUGGUGCUUUGGUACCGUAGUUCUGUCUGUGCUUUUACAAGUAAGGAAGAUGGGAAAGUCUACGAUGCAUAUGUCCUGUACACAAAAAGCAGUGGAAGCAGAAGUUUCUAUCACUUGGAAACCUUCGUUCAUAGAAUACUUCCUGAUAUUUUAGAACAACAAUGUGGAUAUAAUCUCUUUAUAUUGGGAAGGGAUGAUUUACCGGGAGAAGCUGUGGUCAGUGUUGCUGAUGAAAUCCUUAAGCAAAGCAGAAGACUGAUGAUUAUUUUGGGAUCAGAAACAUCUGGUUGCUGCCUAUUAGAAGAUACCACUGAGCAACAACUAGCUAUGUAUAAUGCUCUCAUCCGUGAUGGGAUUCAAGUGAUUCUUAUAGAAAUGGAUGAAAUACCGGACUAUACAAGCAUGCCGGAAUCAAUCAGAUACAUUAAGGAAAAACAUGGAGCUAUCCGAUGGAAAGGGGACUUCUCAGAGAAAUCUUGUUCAGCAAAUACACAAUUCUGGAAAAAUGUGCGGUAUCAGAUGCCAUCUAAGAAAAAGAUAUCUUACUCUGAAGUGUAUUUGUUGCCCCUGACUUUGAACCAUUCUGCAGCAAAGGGAAAUUAAGAUGUACUUAUUAAAAUAGUACUGAG